Messenger RNA from Aspergillus pseudotamarii, 541 nucleotides. RefSeq lists its product as uncharacterized. The record is from RefSeq and is a predicted model, not a curated record. The coding region runs from base 165 to 470 and encodes 101 amino acids. The transcript has a single exon. NCBI's taxonomy places the organism in Eukaryota, Fungi, Ascomycota, Eurotiomycetes, Eurotiales, Aspergillaceae.
CCUGAUUCUGGGUGAGAUGAUAAGCUUAUGUGGGACUUGUUUCAUAAUCAGCCAUCACUCAACUAAUUUGCAUCAGACAUUCUUCCUAGCUGAAUGUGUUGGGCUGGUUGCCAAAGCCCUUGAUGCACGGAGUGAAGAUGUAGCAACGCACGGUGUAGGCCUCGAUGAUGCUAGCAUUGGUCUGGAGCACUUGCUCCCCUUGGUUCUCGGUCAAAACUACCGAAAAAGAAUCUGCCACCUCAAAAGACGAGUCAUGUCAAACACAGGUAGGUGUGAACCCAUCAUGGAGCGAAAACAUCCCUAGGAACAUCUUAGCCUGUUGGGGAUGGUUUCCGAAUGUAACUUGUGUUAGAUUCAAAGGCGUACGACUGAUAAACUAUAGUGCAUGUUGUAACGCCACAACCACUGGCCCGAGGGGGCGCGGCUUUGCUCCAGACAGAGUGGCCACAUUGGUGAUGAAGCUCGCUUGAUCUUGGACUCUGGCCAUGCCAAAGGGAGCAUGAAAAAAGAAUACAGCAGACUACGUAGCUUUCUACCAAUU